ACAGCACCAUUACGAAAACACAAGCGCAUAAAUGUCUCGCCGCGAUAUUUUCUUGAGAAAUGACUUCUACAAAUGACGGAAAAGAAGUGAUAAGUAAUCAAACGAAUAGCCAAAAAGGAAAAUCAUAUUAUAUUGCACUUUACAAGUCGCUGGACUCGCGCCUCUGCGGCGAUUGCACGGGCGUUGCGCGGACGCAAUGUGUUUGCGAGGCCUGGCGGCGUAUUCACAGCCUAUGCAGCCACUGUGCACCAGCAACACACCCCCACUUGCUGUCAUGGCUUCAGCGGCACACUGCUUCUACUGUCCUACAGACGGAAUGGACAAAAUGCGAAGAGCAGCAUGCACUAUUAGCAAAAGCAAUAGAUGCCUUUUUAGAAGACUGCUCCACGGCCAUAUCUAAGCGUAAUGGGGUGGCAAAGUAUUGGGAGCAACAGCUCCAAACUCGUGCUCACUGGUUUAAAUCAAUUUUGCCAAAUCCUUGGGGACAUCCAGUUCUGAAGGCAUUGCUAGAUAGUGAGCAGUCACCAAGUGAUGAACAAAUUCUAGAAUGGCUAAAAGAAGAGCGGGGUGUGAUGUUUGUGACGCGGCUGCGUCAGAUGGCCGCGUUAAAAUCUUGUGUCGAUCUCGCGUUACGUCUUGCAACUGCUGUUAUGCAGCGCACGCGUCUUUGCAUACGACGAAUUCCUGAUAUUGAACAAAUUGAGUCGCAAAAGGAACCUGCAGAGCAAGCUUCUGAAGACUCAUUUGCGGGGAUCCUAAACAAUGAGGCCGGCUUCACACCUGAAAUCUGGGAAUUUAUUACUGAUUUAGAGUUUGUCCUAUUGCACAAAGCCACACAGCGGUCUACUUGUAUUGACUUGGCAAAACAAGUGCCAUUUCGUAACGCUUGCCAGUUGGUGGAGCGGCUUCAAAAUCGUUCGAAUAUUUCACCUACAGAGAAAAAACUAUGGAAGAAUGCCAAAGAAGUAGCGUUGCUUAUUGCACAGGUGGUAAUAACACGUUGUAUGGUUGUACCUACAUGUCGCGGGGCGGUUUUGCUGGCCCUAUACGGAUGUUCGCGCUCUAUAGUACGACUGAUGACAGAAGAUCAGCUAGGCGCAGCAAGCGUCGCUCUAGCAGCACCGGCUGCCACAGCUCACCAUUUACAUACUAUGGCCGCGGCUGUACACAAACAGUUACAAGGUGAAAGGACCCAGUUCACGUGUCAGCUUUACGUUCGCGCCAUCACCGCCGGCAUGAAUGAGCUGGAAAAACUUAAACUUGACAAAAAUAAGUCUGCUGAGGCGAGGUUUACGGAAAAGACUCUCUCAACUUGGUUCAAGAAUCUCGGGACGCUGGUGUCCCAGAGCAGCCGGCUUAAGUAUGAAUGCGUAUUGACCGCGUUCUCAGUACACCCCUCGCCUGGAAUGUAUGAGGAGGUCAAGAAUGCCCCUCAUUUGGAACCUAUCAAGGACCUACAAGAACCAAAUCGUGAGUCCACAUCAGAGUUUGGGAGCUGGGCAACUGACAGUCGGACACAGACCAACUUUGUCAAGACCUCUGAGACCUUAAACAUCAAGAAGACACAGAAACAAGCAAAUGUGCUUUCAACUGCCAUAUUCUCUGAGGGAGAAUCAUUAGGGUUGGGAUCAGAAUUGUGCAACGAUUUGGCAGUGCUACUCUCUGGGCCAAGAGUAAAAACUCUCACUUGGGACAUGGAACGGGAGGCACUUUUAGAUAACUGCAGAACUUACAUGAAGAAGACUGACUUUGGUACCCGGGCGCUGUCAACUGAACUCAAGUAUCUCAACCUUGAUCCACGUUCGUUCCAGCAUCUGCCUGAAGAGGACGAAAAUGAAGAUGAUAUAUAUUACGGCAUCGAAAAAGGCUAUGAGCACUUGGUUGAGUUACAAGAUCCAAUCACCGAUACCAUGCCACCUGAAAUUUGGCAAAAUGUAUUUUAUGAAAGUCCUUCGCAAAGUAGUGACGAUUCUAUUACAAAACGACCAAAAAAGGAAAGAAAAAAGAAGAAAAAAAAGAUUGUGUCUAAUUUAGCUGAAGAUCCUCUUAAACUUGAUAGUCAUAUUGAUGCUAUUACCUGCACGGAGACUCUUGACUUAAAGAUAAGUCAAGAAGAUAAAGACUGCAACGAAGAUACUAAUAAAGAUUAUAAUGAUGUCAAAGUAGAGCCAGAGAUAACAACUAAAAGAGGCAAAAGAAGCGGAAAAAGGGAGAAGAAGUUAAAAGAUACAGAAAAUGAUUUCUCAAAUGACACAAGCAGGCAUGAAUCUAAAAAAGAUAUUGUCAAAAAAACUGCUUUACGAAAAUUUCUGUCCAUGAAGGUAGCUAGCAAAAAUAGUGAUCUCCGAAGACUAAUUGCAAACACAGAAAGAAUGAUGUUUCCAACGCGAACUGCUGAAAGCAGAGAUAAAAUGUUGACUAGUAACACAUCAGAGAAAGCUGAUGUUGUAAGUAAUAUUCCUGAGAAAUCUGAAGUUGUAUUUGAUGGCGUGUAUUCUUUAGACGACAUGAGUUUCCAAGAAACUCAAAACCAAGGAAUAAGGUUGAAGGAAGAAACUAUGAAAACUAACAGAUUGUUAACGCAACCGAUUACCACUGAAGAUACAAAAGCAAAACAAAAUGUAGCGUGUGAGGAUUUGAAAAAUGAUAUUAAAAAACUUCUAAGUUUUAGACGCAAUAACAUAAAAACGAAUGCAGAUCAAAAAGUAUCUAGUAUUAAACCAACAAGUGUAAUAAAGUGUCCAUCUGGACAAAACAUCGGAAAUGUAACGCGCUCGUCUAACGACAAAAUCAAUAACAAUCUUCAAAACUGUAGCAUGCCAAUCUCUAAUGCCCAUACCGUCUCUAAAUUACUCAAUCCGCCUCUUAAAACCAACACAGCGACAAGUAUUUACAAAACACCAGGCCAACAAGCCUAUGAAGAAUUUGUGAAGUCUUAUGAAACAAAUUUACGAAACACAUCUCGGCCAUCACAGUCAUUUUCUUCUACGGGUGAGCGUCAGUUUCAAGAAUUUCUUAAGAGAUACAACACUGAUUAUUCAUCUGCAAGUGAACCUAUGCAAUCCUUAAAAUAUAAUAAUCCAUCGCAUCAUAUUUUUGAAGAGAGUGGUUUAAAAUAUCAAAUAACGGAUAACAUCUCCAACCGUGGUGUAUCUCAAUCUAACACUCCCUCUGCAUCGAGAGACUUACAUUCAACGAUUGUGAAUGAGCCUACGCAAAGACAUUUUCAAGAAUUCUUAAAAGAACUACAAGAUACUAUAAAUCCAGCAACAACAUCGAAACAAAAAUUUGACAUUAAACAAGCUAAUGCAAGUGUUUGUCCCAAAAUUAUCAAGGUGCCUAAAAAGGCAGAAAAUGUACCAAAUACCUUUUCCCGUCUGAGUUAUCUUCAUAAAAGCAAGAAUUUCGAAAGUAAGUUAAAACCUGAAGGAGAGAAUAAGACACAAAUAAUACCUAAUGUCGGUUGUAAUCUAAACUCAAUGUUACCACUUCACCUUCAACAUAAAGGGCAAAUACAAUUAAGUAAAAUUAGGAAAAAAAGCAAUGUAACGGAUUUGAUUCUUCAAGGAAAUGAAAAGGUAACAGAUACAUCAGUACCUCAGAACCACACAAACUUACUUCAGGCAGAUGAUUCGAAUCUUAUUAAAACUGGGUAUAAUGAUAAGAGUUUUCUGAAUGUUACGAAAGCGCAAACAUCAGCCUCUACAAUGUUGUCCGAGAAAGAUCAUACUGAUCUAUUACAGUUACUUAGGCAAAAAAGUAAACUUAAUUGGUCGAAUGCUGUAUUAAAUGCUUUACCGAAAUCUUGCGUUGCCGAUACAGUGGCACAACCAACGUCAUGGGUGAAUACUUCCAAUAUUAGCGCCAUUCAAACAGCCAAAAUGGAAUCGGCUGUAGCACAAAACAAAAAUGUUUACUGUCAAAACAAUUAUACAAAAAAAAUAGGGUCAUUGGUCGUUCAAAACCAGAACGUUCAAAAUUCAGAUCUUUCUGGUGAACCUAGAAAAAAUAAUGUAAUAAUAAAAACACCAUACUCUGCAACAACCACCUAUCAGUCAGUUCAAUUAAAAAACAAUGAACAAGAAAUAUGUAAAUUACCAAAUACGAGUUUGAAUCAUAAUGGUGUUGAAACCAAAUUGAACAAUUUAGGUCAGAAAGCCCAUAAUGCGAAAUCAAACUCAUGUGGUGUAGUUGAUUUAUCUUUAGAGAAACCAAAAACUGAUAACAAGUCAAUCCAAUUAAUGAAAAAUCAGAACAACAAGGCUCUAGAUGUUAAAACAGAUUACGGCUUACUAGUAAAUGCUAAACCUCAACCUUGUGUAAAAGUAAAUUCUGUGCCGAAGAAAAAAUGUACAAGUUCUCGCAAAAGAAGCAAAUCAAACCAAAAUAAAAAAUUCGAUAAACCGGGUACAAGAAGCUGGGAAAGUGUUUUUAAUGAUCUUUUUAAACACAAAACUCCAAAUCGCGGGCCUAAUGCGCUUGAAAUAGCACUUCAGAGAAACAAUGUAGGUAAGGAGAUUAUGCCACAAUUGACACAAAAUAACACAGUUAAAGCAAAUCGACUUAUUGAUUCACACAUUAAUAGUGAUCCUAAUCAAGGAAACCAAGUUAAUAGCAUAGACUUUAGUGCAGAAGUAUGUAACACUUCAAAGGCACAGGAAAAAUUUGAAAAUAAGAACUUUGUAGAAAUACAUCCCGUAGAAAAUGAUCCAUUUAUAUCUGGAAUUCCGAAUUCUGAUUACGAUUUAUUGGAUGAACUUAUGGAUGACGAUUUACGUCAGGAAAUUGGUGAAUUAUCUGACGAUGACACGUAUGGUCCUAAUAGACCUUAUACACAAACGGAGAAAGUUAAUAUUGGAACUUCAGGAAAUUUAAUGCAGAAACAUGCUCCAUCCCAAACAACUCAAUUAAAAUCCGAAACCAUUGGAAAACAAAAGAUAAAUACUUUUAAUAAAUCAAAAAGCGUGACUCAAACGGAGAAAAUUACUGUAGAAGAAAAACCAGUUUCGUCGCAAACAUCUCACUUAAGAACAGAAACAGUUGAAAAACAAAAGAUGUUUACCUUAACUAACCCAAAAGGCGUUACACAAACAGAGAAUGUUAAUAUAGGAAAUUCAACUACUUUAAUAGAAAAUCCCAUUUUAUCACCAACAUCUCAAUUAAAAGCUGAAACGAUUGGAAAACAAAGAAAGAUUCCUUUGAAUAUACCAAAAAGCGUGAUUAUUAAUAGCAAACCAAAGUCAACUACAAACGCACUAAAUAAUCAACCCUGUAUUAUUUCAAAUGACUUGAUUACUACAUCAAAAAUUAACAAAGUUAUAAUUAAAAAAGAACAUACAAAUAACGAAAACUUAACUAACGUUAAUUCGCAGUUAAAGACGGAAUUUAACGAUAGAGUUGUAACACAUACUGAUAAAUGUAAAAAAAUUACUACAUCGACAACGGUGAAAUCAAAUAAACUUACAUCAUUAUCACAUAAAACUACUAGUUCAGCUGAUUUAUCCAAGGCUGAUGCCUUGCAGUUAAAAACUUCGUCAAUGGAGACGCCUCCGCCAAUUUUGUCGACUUCUCACUCUUUAGAUCAACCAACAUAUAAAUCAACAAAAUCUCAUACAAACAGCUUGUUACAAGUUCCAUCACCAGUUCUACAAGCAAAUAAUUUAAAAGAUAUGAUUUGUAAACCAAAUGUAAUUACUGCCACGACUGAGAGUCAUAAUUCAGUACUGAAAAGUUCGGAUUUCCUGUCAAAAACUCUUAAAACACUGCCUAGGAUAGUUACAGCAUCAGUUGAAGUACCAAAAAAAUUGACUAAUCCAAAGAAUACAACCCUAAUCGCCAAAAACACAGUAAUUGUAACGACGACUACUGAAGUCCCAAUAUCACAAGACUUGGCAUCACUAAAAGGAAAUUUCGCACAUCACCAGCCUCCUCCACUUCCAAAACAACCCUAUUCUACAAAUUCCUGUAAGCUUACUUAUCCGACCGUAUUAGGAUCUACUGUCAUCAAACCGGUCAUUCCUAAGGAAUUGAGCGUAGAAACGAGACUUGAAAAAAAAGAGGAUUCGACGGUGAAACAAAAUCAACUACUAUUAAAUAAAAGUGUAAUUGUAUCGCAGGCACAAGCUAAAUCUACAAAUGCGAAUGUUAAAGGCAGCCGAGACAAUCACUGUGGUAAUAUUUCACCAUUAAAUAACUGCUUAAUCAAUACUAGUCCAAAAGACAACUCGAACUUGAUGACUAUUAAGAAAUUGUAUAGACCUAAUGACCAAGAAAUAUGUGAGGUGAACCAAAAAUUAUCCACAACUACAAAGGAAAACUGUGAAACAUCUAAUGUUUGUCACUUUACAAAUCGUUUAAAAUCUCAAAAUGAAAUUGAACGAAUAAUAAGAAAGCGAUUGUUAUUACUGAAUAGACCAAUUGAACAGUUCUCAGCCUUAUCGCCAAUUCCAUUGCCCUACAAAUCGUUGAAUGAUAUAAAAACAGCGGAGACAAAAACACAAGAAAAAGAAAUUAAAAUCCAGGAGUUUGAAACGUCUUUAGAUAAUAAUGCUGUAAGCGAAUUGACAUCUCCGUUUGUUAUAAAAACUGUGGAAGAGGUAAAGAAAGGCGAAACUAAAACACAAAUAUUGAAACCUGAAGUUGCCGAUACUUUUAGUGACGCGAUUACAUCAUUAAUCGAAAAUACAACAGAACAAAAACCAAUAAUUGAAACGUCGACUAUAAAAUCAACUUUAGUUAAAGAUUGUGUGAGUGAUGUAAAAACACCGUGCGUCGAAAAUAAUAAUUAUCCCGAAACAAAAUCAAUCACAGUCAAAGAUACUAUUGGUGACGGUACCAAACAAUUGGAUGGAAAUAACAUAGACAGUUCAGUAACAAGUUUACAAAAAUUGUCUAGUGGAAGUAUAUUUAAGGAUAUUGAUAAUAAAGAAACUACUUUAACAUCUAGAACACCUGUAGAUAGCACGACUUGUUGUAAAGAAAGAGUAUGCAAAAAUGAAAACGAUACAACACUUUCAACGAUAUUAAAACCUUCAAAUAAUUUGGUUUCCAGAGAUGAAGAUUCUAUUAGUUUUGUCGAAUUGCCAAGAAAACCAAAUGAUGAUCCUACAAAGCGUAAAAUUAGAAUAAAAGCUAAUGGAACAACGCUAACAGCUACCAUAUGUGGUCAUUUAGAUGUUAACAUCGAUUCAAUGUUUUCCGAGCCAGACAUAAGAAAUCUUGUGCUUCGAAAUAGCAUUACUAAAACGCCAUGUACAAUUAAUGUUAAGCAGAGAACAAUUACUGAGAAUACAAAAUCAGAAAAGAAAACUAUUGUAAAUACGAUUUUAUAUCCACCUGAUGUUACAUCCGUGAAACCAGAGGUAAUCGAUCUUGUUUCUGAAGAUGAAUCUGAAGAAAUAGAUGAAGUGGUUUUUAAAACUGAAUUUGGUGAUUUUACGUCGAAAUUUAGGGAAAAUGACACAUUUCUAAAACAUCAAACCAAAUUAUCUCAAAAAUGUACAGUUAAUAUUACAAGAUGUGAAUAUUUGGAAAAAGUCAUAGCUGAUAAAUCUUUUGGUCACUCUUUAUCAAAAAUAUCAGAUAAAGGCUAUCAAAGAAACCAAAAUGAUACAGAUGUUUUAGAAAUAAAUGAUAGCUCAAAUGAUUCAAUCAUCGAAAUUAGUAAACCCCGCUCUGAAGAGAGUAUUUUAAAAUCUAACUUAAUUACUGAUUUUGAAGUAUUGAGAAGCUCAAUUAUAAAAGGCCUUAAGAACAAUGAGUUAAUUUUUUUAAAUAAGAAUGAUAUUAUUAACGAAAUCAAUAAAAUUAAUAGUAAACAAUCAAAACACGCUACUUGUAGUCGUAGUAGAAAAAAAUGUAAUGUACGAACACGCAGUAUUAUUAAGACAAAAAAAAUUGAAUUAAAGAAAUGCUUUGUUCGGCUCAUUAGAUGUGAUCAUAAUCACCAAAAUUCGAACUUUGUACAAUCCAAACACGACGAAGUAACAGCCUCAUGUAAAACUGAUUUGUCCAACCCUGUCAAUAGCUGUACCCGAAGUAAAGAAUUACAAGUGCCCUGUGACACAACAAGCAUGUCACAUAAUAAGAUAGAGCAGGAGAGCAUUUUUAAUGAAAAGAGCAUUGGCAAUUAUGAACAAGAAUUGUUAAAUAAGAAAUCAAAUACUAACGGAUCGAAUGAUAACAUUUGUACAGAUUUGAUUGAAACACAAAGUAUUUGUAAUCAUAACAGUUCUCUAACAAUUGACCCUAAUAGUUCUUUUCUGUCUAACAAUUAUAAAAUGGCAUCUAGCCAAAUUGGGAAGACAAUAAGAGAAACAGAUAAACAACAACUUAUUGAUGAAUCAUGUGUCAGUGAUGUCAAAGGUAUUAACCCAAAGUGUUCUUCUGUUGAAUCAUUAUUUACCAAUGAAUUACCUUCUGCUACAUGUGAUUUAAAGUUACUUUUAAAUGUAUCGAGUGCGAAACCUACCCAAAAAGGAGUAACUAAUUUACCAAAGGAGUAUGAGCUAAAAACUAAUGAAACUACACAUUGUUUUAUAAAAGAUUUGGUAGCUGAAAGUAAAGAAGCCCAAAAAGAAAACCCUGAAGUGGAAGCACAACCUAUUAUACUAAAUAAAAAAGAUCAAAUCACUUCUAGUCCUAUAAUUUUUAGUGUUGUAUCAUCCCUAAACGAAGAGAAGUAUCAGAAAGUGGAAAAGGAAAUCACUGAAUCUAAAAAAGUCUGUAAAGACACGCCAAAUACUGUUACUACGUAUGAGAAGGCUUUGAAUUUUGACCUUAGUCUCAAAGAACAAAAUUUUACCAAUACCAUAACGAACCAGGAAUCGCUAAUCGACGUCGAAAAUAGACUAAUACUUAAUGAACCCAACAUAAAAGACGAUAAAAACAUUGAAAUACAUUCAACCAUUAAAGAACAAUUUUUAAGUGACGAGUAUUUGAGCAACAAUGAAGAGCUAAAUAUCAAUUUGAAACAAGAAAGGCUUUCGUUGCACACGGAAUUACCUGUCUAUGAUAUUGAGACGUUAAGUGACAAUAUUUCGACUUCAACGGAGUUAGACAUAGAUGAAAAAGACUAUUUUGUUACACAAGUCCGAUCCAGUGUUGCGCCAAAAAUUUUAGUUGAAGAAAAUCAAUGGUUUCCAUCCAUUUCGGAAUAUCGUAGUCCAUUUUCAGUUAUUAAAGAUCAUACUGUGAAUUUUGAACUGCUGCUUCCGCAGACUGGCUGCUGUGCAGAAUGGUGCAAAACAAAACGAUCUCUUAAUAUACAACACUGUGAUUUUAAUGUCGGUUAUACAAAUAAUUUAAUCAAACACAAGAUAAAUAAUUACAACGGUUUAGUUGCAAGUGAAGAUUUUAAAACUAACUUAAACAAUUCUAGCCAAACCAGCAUUACCGUUUGUGACACAGACUGGUUUCUAACAAAAUCUUUGAUUCAUGAUUAUUCAAAACCUAAUUCAAUGUCACAAAGUUCGAGUACCUCUUACACUGAAAAAGCCUUACAAAAACAAUGUAACAAUACUCCUGUACUUAGUUUGGUAACGAUAAUGACAAAUUACCUUGUCAAUUCCGCCGUUAUUGAUAUUUUGAGCCCAGUUAUACCCAAAUUAUACAAAUGUAACAGAAAAAGAAGAAUGAUUAAUACAGAUUCCACAUCCGAUAAUAUUUUGAAACAUAAAUUAGUAUUAAAGAAAUCAAAACUCAUAAAACCCAUGCAAAAUUGCCCUAUUUUUAAAAGCCGUGAUAUUGGCAAGAUAAACCUGGAACAUGUUAAAUCUAUGUCUGAUACAUCUGUUACUAUAAACUCGAAUAUUAUAGAGAACAAGCAACCUAUAAAAUGUGUUAUAAAUAAUACUCCAAUAUUUGAUAAGCUAAGUAUAGAAGAGUUUAUUCAUAAUGAGAAAAUGAUCUGUUCUAAAUUUGACGCCAGCAAUAGCGAUUAUGCUCACGAAAAUGAUCGUAAUAAGGAAUCACAAAAGAAAUUAAAUAAAAUUGACAAAGCAAAACAAGGGUGCUAUGUUAAAAUGGAAUAUUUACCUCAAAGAAAAGAAAUAUCUUUCAAGUCAAAUAACGAUAGCGGCUUCAACCUUAAAAAAUACAACGAAGUUAAGGUAGAAAAGCCAACGCUUUUAAACUUAAAUGGGAAGUGCGCUAAUGAGCCUUCUGAUUUACCUAAAAAAAAUAUAACUUUAUUAUAUAAACGGGAUGAUUCUGAUCUCAUUUUAGAGGGAUCCGUAUAUAGAGACCCUGUAAUUGGAACGUGUUAUUUAUUCCCCAUACAGCCAUCAAUAAAGAAUGAUAUUUCUGAAAUUAAAUCGAUUGAUAAAGAAAUGAAUGAGAGCAAUUUCAAUGUGUUGAAACCAAAAGUAACAUACAGUAAACAAGGAUUAAUUACAAAUCUAUAUUUAAAGACAAAAAGGAAUCUUAAACGGAAAAAUGACACAUUAGAUUACAAAUAUUCAAGCGUAAAGCGCUACCGAAAGGGAAAAAACAUCAAUGAUCCAAAAACUCAUCCAUCUGCUAUCAACAAUUUUGCCUAUGUUAAGGAGUUUAGGGAAUUAUUCAAAUAUUGGGAAUCUAUAAAAUUUUCAUUCUCACGGCCAUUUCAUAAAGAAAAUUUGAACGUUAAUGAGUUACACAAAUGUUGGCCUGUUCCUUGUGCAUUAAAUUUAUAUACUGAUGCGUCUGAAGAUGAUAAUGCUGUAUUUAUUUAUCACGAUGAACCUCACUCUGAAUAUGACCCUCUGCGCCAAUCAUUAGCAGAAGAAAUAGCUUCUGAAGGUUUUGUAAACGAAUAUAAAUCAAUUGAGAUCAAUGAAACUAAUUUUAGUAUGGGUUUUGGUGAGAGGUCCGACAGAGUCAUUCAACAGUAUGGAGAUCAAAAUACUCUUCAAGAAACUUCGGCUGCGGCUCUGUCGGACGUAAAACCUCAGCCGUUUUCAGGAUCCGAGUAUUCUAAUAUUAAAUUAAUGAAUAGUGUGAAGUUUCAAACACAUGAAGACGAUAUUGAAGUAACUAAUCGUUUUCUUAAUUAUAUAAAACAAAAAAACAAGGUACGAUCAUUUUUUAAACAAACUAAUGUUGAAUUAAAUCUUGAAUGGAUGUCAAGUAACAUCAAAGAAAAUGGCAAAGGGUGCAAGCAAUAUUCUGAUGGUUUAAAUCUCUUAGAGGUUCAUAAUUUUGAUUUUUUCACAGUACCUUCUAUUGAAACCAUUGUGCAAGUUGUUCAAGUUGGACAGUUACCUGUCAGCGCUGCAGCACAAAAUCCAGUUACUUGUGAUCCUCGGGUUACUCAAGUAACUGAUGCGAGUCCGCCUCAGUGUUCAGGUGAAAACAGCCCGCGAGACGGCUCGCAACCAUCUGUGAAAACUGAAUAUACUGAAUUAACUACUGCUGAUUUAAGUAUACCCCUAGUUAAAGAAUAUGAAAGGCAAAAUAAUCAGGCGAUAAGUUUACUUUCUCAAGCCGAAAACAAUAAAUUAACGUUUUCAGACGAAAAUAUACCAAUAGAAAAAGAAGUCAAUUCCAUCGUGAAAAUUGAAAUUGCAGAGGAAAGUUUAGAGAAUGAAGAAGAAAUUGACAAUGAAGAUAGUGAACUCCAAGAGAUAAUUAGCCAACACACUAAUAACAGAGAGUUUUGUUUUACAAACAAUUCCAGUACGGUCACCGAAUCAGAUGUUUUAUCUUUUCAGAAUUUAAAUGACACCGAACCAUUCUUGCAAAAUGAGGAGCGCAAUGAAAAGACUAAUCAAAUUGCACAUGCUAUGUCUGCGGCAGGUAUAACAACAAGCUCUGAACAAUUGCUUAGAAAUGAAUCCCAAGCAAUAGAUAGUGCGAGACGCGAAAAGAUAAAUGAAGAAACAUCGAGCAUUUCUUUGACUUCAAGUACUAAUUACUCUAAAGCAACUUCAAUUAAUGCUAUAUCUUUGCAACAAGCAUUAGCUCAAAUAUUACCUCCUCCAUUGAAUAGAACAAAUACUUCUGAUAAUAGCCAACCAACUUCCAAUCAAGUUCUUCAUUUAGUUCAAGGAAAAAAUUCUAAUUCAGUGAAUCAACUAACAUUAAUGGAUAAUACCCAACAAUCUGUUCUAAAUGCAUCCAAUUCCACACCGGUAUUGCAUUUAGUUCAAAAUAAAGGACAAGCUAAUAGUAAUAAUAACACGGGACAUCCGACGAAUUCAUUUAAUGGCUUACCCUUAGUGGAUAGCAACAAUAUACAACAAGGUAGCAGUCAACUUCUUCACAUUGUGAAUACCAGUGGUCAGAAAACAAAUAACACGGGCCAACUUCUUAAAAGAGUUAACCUUUUGACUAAUUUAGGCAAUGUUCAAAGUGGUAAUGAACAAAAAAUGGUUCAAUUUGUUUGUAAAUCAGCAGAUGGUAAAUCGAUACAGCUAAAUGCGCCUCAUCAAAGAAGUAUGGUUUUACGAAUUCAACCCAUCGAGUCGCCUAAUGUUCAAAAUACAAAGCCAGUAGAAAGCCAUAAUGAUGUAAAUUCGAAUGGAAAUGCAACAAACGUCAAUGAAAAUACAAAUAGCCAACAAGAAAUUAAGUCUAGAUCUGUUUAUGAAGAAAAUUAUGCUAAGUUCAUACAAAACUCCGGCAAAUCAACUGUAACUGAAAAGAGUACAAGUCUACCCAAGUUUAAUCAAGCCUUUGGAAAACAAGUAUUUCAAGAUGAAAACCAAAAAGUAUCUAAUACUGAAAAUCACUCACAUUUGGCUGCAGUUAAUUCUUCUAACGAAGUGCAGGAAUGUCAAAAUGAAAACUCCAUAAGCUUAGACCAGAUAGGGCAUUUAAGUAAUCCACCUUUAUUGCUACGGAAGGCCACCCCCCAAUCGACAACGCAAACGCAAUCAACUCAAAGCUUGGUCACGCAAUUGAAACAAACCAUUACGCCCAUGAACUUACAAACAAUGCACGGUGGUGUAAUUUACACGAGACAAAUCCCUGUAAAUAUCGGAGGUGGACAAACGAUUAACUUAAUUACAGUUCCUAGCACAGAACUUUUAGAUGAUUCUAAUCAAAAACAGCAUAACAAUUCGUCAGAUGUUGAGCCUUCUAUUAUAAAAAUAGUGUCCCAAAAUUCGACUCCGAAUUCCGAAGUGACACCAGAUGAAAGUAGGAAUCAAGCAACUAAUGAUACUUCUAAUCACCAACCCCAGCCUGUUUUAACACAGAUGCGAAUAAAAUUGCCGAUGCUAAGCAAACCAUCACAAAUGGUUUCAGGUGCAAGAGUGGUCCGCCCUUCUUUCUUCCAAAUUCAGCGUAAUGUCAUAGGAGGUGCAAACCAGCCUGUAUAUCAACAAUUAGUUUUAACGGCAGCUCCUCAACUAGGACAGCAAACAAUAAGACUACCUCAAUCUCAAACCAACAGGCUUAUUAAAAUUCCAGCUGAGAAUCAAACCACGUCAGAGUCACAAAUGAGUUCUUCCACCUUGGAACAACUUCGGGAAUUUGAUAUGGUUCUUGAACAAGUUAAAGAAAGAAGUACGGUUCAGCCCAACCAACCGAGUAGUAGUAACGCCUUUAAUAAGGUACACACAUCUUCUACUGAAACAAAAGACACUUCCUCACAUAGUACAUCUUCUACAGAGUCUACCCAUCAAGUUCUUUAUACUAUUGGCAAUAAUUCAUCUUUUAACGUUGCCUACGUUAAUCGCAAAGCUACAGCUAACCCGCCUACCGUGACUACGUAUGUGAGAUCGCCCGAUUCUUCAAAUGCUAACGACUCUCCUUCGUCAUCCACGCCGACUCAAGUAUCACAUACUGUAACUACUGAAUCACAGCAAUCUAAUGAACUAUCGUCAUCGCAGAAUCAACUCAAAGUUUCGAAGAUAAGUUCUAAAUCUAAAUCCAGACCUAAACCUACCCCGAAUCCAUCAAGUUCUGUUAAAAUUAAUACAGUUCCGCCUAAACCUUCAACUCAAAAGCCAUUUGAAGAUGAACAAACGACACAAAGGAUUCUGUAUAUUUUAGCAGAAUACAAAGAGCAAGUUGAAAAUUCACCUGAUAAAGAUAAACCGGCACCGCGACGACGAUCGAAUCCGCCAUCGAACCCCGGUUCUUCAAAGAGGAAGAAAAGUUCAAGUAGUUCUCGUCGUCCAGGUACACGUGACAUGAGUCCUGUUCACGGAGAAGACACAUGUAGAACUAUGGGGUCAGAAGAUAGCAGCUGUGGUACUUCGCAGGGUGACUGUACUGAAAAUUGCCUUGAUAGUCAUUCUCCUCAGGACAGCCCUCGAAAAGUGGUUAGGAAAUUGUCCUUUGAGCCAGAAACUCCUGCAGCGCAGCCGCGUCCCCAACCACAACGUAAUGUCAUAGUAGCCGACGGCCAGACAAUUACUGUUGCACGUAAUAACACCGGUAAACCUACAACAGCAGUGUUAAUGCCAGCAAAUUACAUAUUACCCGUUUCAAUGGUUAAAAGUGGUCAGCAGAUUGCCAUUGUUACCAAUCGUGGACCUAAAAUACUUACUGUCGGUGGAGGAGAGGGGGGUGGAAAUACUGUUUUACUACAACGUCUUAUCGGGCCGGGAUUGAAGCCGGUGUUAACUAGGCCUGGAGUCCGCCACGUACGUUUACCUGCAGCCGCUCUUCAAAAUCUACAAGCCUUUACCCUCGGCUCUACGGCCGGUCAGCAGGCCGACGGCUCCGCUUCGGUAGUACAUCCUAAUCCACCUGAGUUAAUCGACACUAGGGCCACGUCUUCUCCAUGGGCGGAACGAGAAAGCCAAGAUCCAAAACCAGAGAAACAAUCGAGUCCGGGAAGUACAGAACCGUGGAAUCUGGCAUCUCAUGACUACUCGUACGAGGAAAUCGUGAGAUCCGACAACAUGGAUAGAACAGUUCUUGACGCGAUCCCAGACAGAUACAGCCCCGAAAUGGAGGCGCAAAGGAUAUUUGAUAAGAUGUUCGACAUUGACUCCAAAAAGUCUUAUAUUUCUCAAGACGAUUCACCUCGGUGCGGUUACGAUAUCGAUGCGUCCGAUUGCGACGAUAAGCCAUUUCACCAGGUUGUACACAGAAAAGAUGGAACAACUCAACGUCACCAUAGGCUCUCCCACGUGUCAUCGGCUGCCCUGAGACACAGAUAUGCAAUACUGGAGCAUGAAUUGCGAUUGCAGAAAUCCCUCUCUGAAGAAUGUGAGGAUUUGGGCGUGGAUUCUCCUUCAGCCUCGGAGUUGUUCCCUGAAGCUGAGCUGUUAUUUUCUUCCUCACCAGCUCACGAAGCGCCGCACCAUUCACAUACACCUCAACCAUUAAUAAACCAAGUUACGAUACCGCAACCAGACAUCGAUGACCAAAUUGCCACAGACCAGCUGAUUAGUCAAAACGACGUACCCGAUGAAGAGGAUCUCAACAUGGCGCUGGGUCUGGACAAUAUUGUCACCGUGAGUGCAGACGGUACAAUAACUUUGGACCCCCAAGAGUUCGCCAGAUCGCAUCCAAACACAACAUUCCAUAAGGAACCUACAGAUGAAUCCGAGCUACAACCGUUUACGAUAGCCAACGUCAAAGGCCGGCACAUGACAUCAACAAUAUUCCACGCUUCCCGGGCUCCGGCCACAGUUCUAGUGACUGCACCACAAACUACAGUUAUCUCUCAAGCGGCGCCCGACGGUGGAAUUCACAACAACCUUAAAUAUUCUGACACGCCCUCUAAUAGCCAACAGGGCAGCAUACCAUCCGUGCUCGUCAAAGACAACGGCGUCUCGAAGUUCGACUCCAUGUUAAACAGAGAACUACACCUCUCUAACACCGCAUCUACUAUAAUACACUCCGGCGCCACCCAGGUCAUACGCCGAGUCUGCUAUGACGACGAUAAACACGAUCCCAGGUUCUUACAAUCACACGCAUUGAUAGGUGAAGACGCCAAAAUGGCGGAAGACUCUCGAGACGCAACUUUAGAAUCUAUGGCGGACGUUGACGACGAUCGAUCAUCUCCUGAACGAAACGAAAUGUUUUGGGAGUCAAAUUCAACAUCGGAACGCUCAGAGGGACGACGGCCUUUGGACUUUAGCAGUGACAGCGAUAAAUGCUGUAAAAGUCCCUUCGAGGAGACAAAUUCGACGGACUCCAGCGGCAUUGGCACUCAUAUAAUGAGGCUCGACUCCGUUAUAAAGGAUGCAAGGGGCAUAGAGCGCAGUGGCAGCGCCGACGGCUCUUCUGCGGAUGACACUCACCCGCCACUUCGGACCUACCCUCCCAAACGUUACCAUCCUCCGGAGGCUGAAGAGGAGAGGAGUACAUCGGGAAAGACCCGCGCCGGAGAGAGAUCCCCGGACAGUAUGGAAUCCAGACGGCGGGCGUCCAAUAGGGGUGUGGUCAAACGCGGCUGCCAUUGCUGUAACGGCUCUCCGGCGCCUUCCAAACCCAAAAAAUCGCGGCCAAGGAAACCGAACACGGAAUUUACGACUUAACUUGCUAUGCGAGCGAUAAUCCGCGAAGGUUUACCACUAGGGUUAUUUGCCAUUUUAUUAACCCUAGUGGUGAACCUAAUAUUAGUUUAACGGUCUAGACUUAUUAAACACCUUUAGGCGUUCUGACGCCAGACUGAAUGCGAUCUCCGCCGAGGUUAAUAUAAGUGUAAAUGAUAGGUAUUGUUAAAAUUGUUUUGUAUAUAACAAUAAAAGUGGUACUACACUUGAUCUAUGCUGUGUGAUUUAUUUUGUUACGUUAAUUAGUUUAGACGGUUACGUGUUUGGGUCACCUGUCAGUUCAAACAUUUCUUUAUUUCGAGUUAAAAGUGUCUGAUUCUUUGGUUCGUGUAAAUUAUACAUAGUACUGCUAUAGCUGUAUAAAGAUUUAUUUGAUAAGAUUAUUUCAUUUAGUAAGCUUUUCCAUUAGUAUUAAUAACCAUACUCAAUACGUGUAUUUAAAGGUCUUUAGGUGUCUAGAUGUACCGAAUAGCCCUUCUUAAUGCUAGACUGAUGUAGCUUACGGCAAUCGGAUAUAAUUUUUACUAGUUUAAAUCGGUUACUUCCAAAUCAGCACAAAUUUGUUUCUUCGGUGCCAAUUCUGGCUUAAUCCAAGCGUUCUUGAAGGGUGUUUACUGUAUAUUUAAAAUUGUGGUAGAAUAUUAGCAUGAAGUAUCUGUAUGUAAAUAAAACGUCACUGGAAUUUACGGGGACGCUCUAGUCACUAAACAGUUAAAUAUAUUUCUCUAUGAGCAGCGGUCUUCGGUACUUCCGAAUUUCGGCUUUAAGCCAUAUAACUUCAGUAUUUAACCGCGUGUAUAUAACGAUAUAAUGUUGGAGACAUUUUCUGAAGUUUCGUGUAUUCUGUAUAUAAAAUUUAAUACUUAGUGAAAUUAGCGAUAUGGACGCAUCGGUCCAAUAGUAAAUUGUAAUUCAAAUGUUUCUGUGUACUCGGUCGAGUUGGAAUAUUCAUAGUUCGUUAUUUCGAGUAGAUUUAAGAUAGAAUAUUACGCGCCUCUAAGUGUUAGCUCGAUGACAUCUCGUAAGGUUCGGCGCCGGAGGUGCUUUCCAGUGUUUAUUAUUUUUUAUGACUUUUGGAUACAAUUUAUUUCCUUAAAAAAAUAUUCUGACGUACUUCUUGAAGGGUUUGAAUUUUUUAUAUCCCGUAGCGUUGUUAUUGUUUAAUAUUGUAGGUUAGAACCUUCGAUAUUCCUCCAAUAUAGUAUUGCGGAAGAGUUUUUUGUUAUAUUUUUCACUUGGAAGUUUUAUUAGCUGUAAAGGACUUACCGUAUUUUAAGAAGUUGUCUUUAUUUUAUAAUUCACUGGAAAUGUGUUUUGUGAUUAUGUAAAUGUACUUUAAAAAGUGCUACAGAAAAUGAUCAUUAAAACUUAUCUAUUAAAGAUUA
This is a messenger RNA of Pieris napi, 17824 nucleotides long. RefSeq lists its product as uncharacterized. The transcript has 17 exons. Lineage: Eukaryota; Metazoa; Arthropoda; Insecta; Lepidoptera; Pieridae. The coding region runs from base 60 to 16421 and encodes 5453 amino acids. The record is from RefSeq and is a predicted model, not a curated record.